This is a messenger RNA of Gilbertella persicaria, 3063 nucleotides long. RefSeq names its product P-loop containing nucleoside triphosphate hydrolase protein. Gene Ontology annotation, cellular component: U4/U6 x U5 tri-snRNP complex; U2-type catalytic step 2 spliceosome; cytosol. The record is from RefSeq and is a predicted model, not a curated record. The transcript has 7 exons. Gene Ontology annotation, biological process: mRNA splicing, via spliceosome. Lineage: Eukaryota; Fungi; Mucoromycota; Mucoromycetes; Mucorales; Choanephoraceae. Bases 43 to 3036 code for a protein of 997 amino acids. Gene Ontology annotation, molecular function: translation elongation factor activity; U5 snRNA binding; GTP binding.
AUCACGGCACCGUUUUUUAGCAAAAAAGCGCGACAUAACAGAAUGGACGACUCUCUUUACGACGAAUUCGGUAACUAUCUCGGUCCAGAUCUUGAGGAUGAGAACGAUGAUUUGGAACUUGAAGAAGAAGAAGAAGAAGAAGAAAAGGAACAGUAUGAGGAUGACCAAGAUGACCAACAAGAAGAAGAAACAGCAGAUAACGCGUUAAUGCAAAUCGAUGAUAUUCCUCCUAAUCAAAUUGUACUUCAUGAAGACAAAAAGUAUUACCCCUCUGCUGAAGAAGUCUAUGGUCAAGAAGUCGAAACCAUGGUUCAAGAAGAAGAUACACAACCUUUGUCUGAACCUAUUAUUGCACCCAUCAAAGUCAGAAAGUUCAACGUGACCGAAAAAGAUCUACCAGAGACGUAUUACAAGAAAGAAUACAUGGCUGAUUUGAUGAACUAUCCCAACCUUGUACGAAAUAUUGCUAUUGCAGGCCAUCUUCAUCACGGUAAAACAUCCUUUGUUGACAUGCUUAUUUCAGAAACACACAAUAUUCCUGUCAAUGUGGAUCAGCCUGAACGAUACACAGAUACACACAUGUUGGAAAGAGAACGCGGUGUGUCUAUCAAAUCAAUGCCUGUCACACUUGUGAUGCAAGACAUGAAAGAAAAGUCAUAUUUAUUAAAUAUGUUGGAUACACCUGGCCAUGCUAAUUUCAUUGAUGAAGUCGUGGCUGCUACUCGUCUAGUAGACGGUGUUGUCAUUGUAGUCGAUGUGGUUGAAGGUGUCAUGGUCAAUACAGAACAAGUCAUCAAACACUGUGUACGUGAAGGCCUUACCAUGACUUUGGUAGUGAAUAAAGUAGAUCGUUUGAUUUUGGAAUUAAAACUACCACCUGCUGAUGCUUACUUUAAAUUGCGUCAUACGAUUGAAGAAGUCAACAGUGUGAUUCGUUCUGUUGCUGGCCAUGAUCAAAUUCGUCUUUCACCUGAACUAGGCAAUGUCUGUUUCGCUUCUAGUCAAACGGGCUGGAUCUUUUCUCUUAAAUCAUUUGCUAAACUCUAUGCUGAUUCCUAUGAAGCUGAAUUUGACGAAAACGAAUUCGCCAAACGUCUUUGGGGCGACAUUUACUAUAACAGUCAAAAGGGCACAUUUAACCGUAAAUCAAACCAUGGUACAAGCAAGCGUACCUUUGUCCAUUUCAUUCUAGAGCCUCUCUAUAAAAUCUAUGGACAGGUCAUUGGUGAAGAAACAGAAGAUUUAAAAAAGACGUUACGUUCAUUAGGUAUCUAUCUGAAAGCCAAAGAUUAUGGCUUAAAUGUGAAGCCUUUACUUCAUAUGGUAUUGGCUCAGUUCUUUGGUACAUCAGGCUCCUUUGUUGAUAUGGUGGCUAAACAUGUGCCUUCGCCUGUUGAUAAUGCAGCUCACAAGAUUGAACGCUUCUACACGGGUCCUCUUGAUUCUCAAGUGGUACAGUCCAUGAUCAAGUGUGAUGCAGAUGGACCUUUGAUGAUCCAAGUGACAAAGCUGUUCAACAAUGAAUCGAGCACAGAAUUCCAAGCAUUUGGCCGAGUGUUUAGUGGCAGUGUCAAGGCUGGGCAGAUAGUACGUGUGUUGGGUGAGGGCUAUUCUAUUGAAGAUGAAGAAGACAUGGCGAUGCAAAAAGUAGAGCAUACUUGGAUCUUUGAAUCAAGAUACCGUAUUCCAGUUGAAGGUGUUCCUGCUGGUAGUUGGGUAUUGCUUGGUGGUGUAGAUAGUUCUAUCAUGAAGACAGCCACUAUUGUAGACCAGAAGUCUAAAGAAGAUGCUUAUAUUUUUAAACCUUUGCGUUUCCCUACAGCUGCUACAUUGAAAGUAGCCAUUGAACCUGUCAAUCCUUCUGAAUUACCCAAGAUGUUGGAUGGUCUUCGUAAAAUCAACAAGAGUUAUCCGAUUGUGACGACUAAAGUAGAAGAGUCAGGCGAACAUAUUGUGUUAGGUACAGGCGAACUUUACCUGGACUGUGUCUUGCAUGAUUUGCGUCGUAUGUAUGCUGAAAUUGAACUCAAAGUGUCUGAUCCAGUCGUACGAUUCUGUGAGACGGUGGUUGAGACAUCUGCCUUGAAGUGCUUUGCAGAAACACCUAACAAAAAGAACAAAUUGACGUUGAUUGCUGAACCAUUAGAGAAAGAAUUGGCUCAGGAGAUUGAACAGGGCGAUGUCAGUAUUCGCUGGUCAAAGAGUAAAUUAGGCCAACAUCUGGAAACAAAGCAUGGCUGGGAUGUACUUGCCUCAAGAUCUGUUUGGGCAUUCGGUCCAGAUGAUAUGGGACCCAAUCUUUUGAUGGACGAUACACUACCUACUGAAGUAGACAAGAAACUGUUGUUCUCAGUCAAAGACUCUAUUCGUCAAGGUUUUCAAUGGGGUACUAGAGAAGGUCCUCUUUGUGAUGAACGUAAGGCAAUCGAUAGACCUAUUGUUGUUGUAACUCAUUCUCUAUUAGCUAUCCGUAACGUGAAAUUCAAAAUCUUAGAUGCUGCCUUAGCAAAUGAACCCAUCUAUAGAGGUGGUGGACAAAUUAUUCCUACUGCACGUCGUGUCUGUUACUCUUCUUUCUUGACUGCAACACCCCGUUUAAUGGAACCUGUAUACUAUGUUGAAAUACAAGCACCAGCAGAUUGUGUAUCUGCAGUGUACGCAGUUCUACAACGACGAAGAGGUCAUGUCACACAAGACAUUCCCAAGCCAGGUUCACCUUUAUAUACAGUCAAGGCAUAUAUUCCUGUUAUUGACUCUUGUGGUUUUGAAACAGACCUUAGAACACAUACAGAAGGACAAGCAUUCUGUCAACAAAUCUUUGAUCAUUGGCAAAUUGUUCCUGGUGAUCCUCUGGAUAAGAACACAGUCAUUCGUCCACUUGAAGCCAGUUCAGGUCAACAAUUAGCCAGAGAUUUUAUGGUCAAGACAAGAAGAAGAAAGGGUCUUUCUGAAGAUGUCAGUAUAAACAAGUACUUUGAUGACCCUAUGUUACUAGCACUAGCACAAACAGAUGUCUUGGGCGGUGUUUAUGAAUAAACAUAUUGUAUUUUAUGAUUGACCUUU